Molecule: messenger RNA, 741 nt
Organism: Kwoniella botswanensis
Lineage: Eukaryota; Fungi; Basidiomycota; Tremellomycetes; Tremellales; Cryptococcaceae
Exons: 2
Coding region: 1-741 (246 amino acids)
Source: RefSeq, a predicted model, not a curated record
AUGUUGACUACAACCCCAUCCGGAUCCUCCAAACAUACAAGAUCGGAAGAUGAAGAUCAAAUCCACUGGUUUCACCGCUUCGGGGAUCUCCAACUUCGUUCUACCGACAAGAUCAUUUUCACGGUAUUCUCUGAGCGUCUUAGAGCCGUGAGCUCCGUGUUCAAGGACAUGAUGGACAUUGGUCAACAAAAGUCUUCUACGACCGGAACCAAACGAAAAUCACCUCCUGACGCUGACGUUAUCGACGUUGGCUUCGAAUCGAAAACCCUCGAAAUCUUCCUCGACAUGAUCAACGUUCCCAAGCCCAGUCCCCUGACAACCGAUUUCGUCUGCUCUCUUCGACUCCAUGAAUUCUGCGAUAAGUUCGACAUCACUGGGAAUAUCAAAGAUAUGGUGAAGACAAGACUUCUCCAGUGCACAUCUGAGUCUUAUGCUUGGGAUUUGUUAAUAUGGUCAGCCGAACGAAAUGAUACCGACAUGGCCCGAAAAGCCUUGGCUCGUAUGACUGGCCGCGCUUUCAUCUCCCCUCAAUUCCUCGACAACAAAAGCAACGCAAGGAUCAGCAUCGACUUCUGGGCAGCUAUUUCCAAAUUACCUGCCAUAUGGCAACAUGAUCUCCUUCGUCUUGCUCUCCAAUCUGACAAGCCUUCAGAAGGCAGAUACAGCUAUCUGGCGGGGCCCCACUUAGCCGUAACUACUGACUGGUCUUCGUUGGCUACCAGAUUCAAGCCUUCAGAGUAG